Messenger RNA from Canis lupus familiaris (dog), 2013 nucleotides. It is a transcript of the gene ZNF683, whose product is annotated as zinc finger protein 683. The record is from RefSeq and is a predicted model, not a curated record. Gene Ontology annotation, molecular function: histone deacetylase binding; RNA polymerase II cis-regulatory region sequence-specific DNA binding; DNA-binding transcription factor activity. Gene Ontology annotation, cellular component: cytoplasm; nucleus. Gene Ontology annotation, biological process: cell fate commitment; regulation of transcription by RNA polymerase II. The coding region runs from base 329 to 1939 and encodes 536 amino acids. The transcript has 7 exons. Lineage: Eukaryota; Metazoa; Chordata; Mammalia; Carnivora; Canidae.
GCUAUUUUGGGUGGGAACUUGAGGGACCACCUCCCAGGACAUUCCUAGCCAGGCCUUUCAGGAAUUGGAGACCCAGAAAUCUCCAAGGCCACUUCCCUUUUUGUUUCUAAUCAAGAGGUUGUCUAGACUUUUUUGAGAGUUGGGAGCAGAGUAUGAUGCCAGGAAGGGGUGGAGUUGGUCGGUGGUAGGUAGAAGCCAACAUUGUGUGCAACUCCUCCUUGGAGACGAGUCUGCGGCCUUCUGUGGAUGCCCCUCUGGGAUUCCAGCAAGACUGUAGGGGAGGCAAACUUGUGGCCUUGGAGGCUUGGAGGGCUCUAGCUUUUGGGGCAUGGAGUUUGGGUGGAUCAAGACUACAAGGGGUGCUGUGGGAGGAACUCCUCCAUUAAUCUGGAAAAGGCAGGAAGCUGUUUAUACAGAGCAGCUGGUUGCCUGCCCCACCUCCUUGCAUCUUCCAGAGGGAACUUAUGCAGAGCCAGGUGAAGAGCCUCAUGCCAGCAGUAAGGGCAUGAAGUGGGAAUCUGCUCCAGAACGACAUUGCUGCCACAAGCCUAAGCCUCUGGGGAGUAUAGGGAGCUCUCUGUCCUCCAGCUUGGAUUCACAGCUCUGCCAAGGCGACCAGGUCUUCUCAGCUUGCAGGCCACUCUCUGACACAGUGGAUGCCCGUGGCUCAUCCUGUGCCAGCUGGCUGUGCCCCUCACCCUUGGCACCAGCCAGGUCUGCCUUGCUGACCUGUUGCCAAGGCCUGGACCUAUACCUGUGCACCCUGCAGCCCACACCAUUGGGCACAGCCGGGCAGAGUCUCAGAAGUGAUGUCUUGAGCACAAAGCACCAGCCACCAGGGCCGAAGGCCGGCUCCAUUGAUGAGAAACUCAAGGCCAAGUAUCCUGCAAGCAGGGACAAGAGGGGAAGUGGGCAGUUAAGAGCUGGCGAGGGGGCCCUCUGCCCAUCCUUCUCUCCUCCCAGCGGCUCUUCCCCGACCCCCUGCCGGAACAGAAAGAGCCCCAGCCCUUUAGCGGUCUGCCCCUGCCCUCUGCCCACCCCCAUCUCCGAAGAGCUCCCAUUCUGCCUCCACCCCAUCUCUCCUGCAUAUCCACUUCUGCUUCCUCCUUACCCCUGCACCUAUGGGGCCCUACCUUCUGUCCAAUGUCCCCCCCUCCUCAUGCUGCCCUCAGGCUCCUCCUACCCCACCAUGGCUGUGCCCAGUUUGCUGAUGAAAGUCAAUGAACCCGGGCACCCCACUGCCCAGAGGGACAUCCCGUAUCCUUACCCAGGGGCCUCCCCGGCCUGUGGCCAAAUCCAGCCUUCCCAGGCUAGGAAUCGAGAUCCUGGAGCUGCCAGGACCUACUCCCCAGGGCCAAAGAGCACUGGCAGGGUGGCUGCAGCCAGGCGGGCCCCAGCAGGCUCCCGGCCGGGCACCACAGCGCCGCCUUACCUGCUGAAGAAGGAGAACGGAAAAACCCUGUACCAGUGCAACGUGUGCAGCAAGAACUUUGGGCAGCUUUCCAACCUCAAGGUCCAUCUGCGUGUGCACAGUGGGGAGCGCCCAUUCCAAUGUGCCCUGUGCCAGAAGAGCUUCACUCAGCUCGCCCACCUGCAGAAGCACCACUUGGUGCAUACUGGGGAGCGGCCCUAUGAGUGCCUGAUGUGCCACAAACGCUUCAGCAACUCCAGCAACCUCAAGACCCACCUGCGCCUGCACUCGGGGGCCCGGGCCUUCCAGUGCAGUGUUUGUCCACGUCGCUUCACCCAGCACGUUCACCUGAAGCUGCAUCAUCACCUGCAUGUCGCACAGCCUUGUGGCCACCUGUCCCUGGCAUCUCUUGCCUGCUUUGCCCGAUGGCACCAGGAAGCACUGGAUCUUGUGGCACUGCCAUCGGAGAGGCAGACGGGUUGGGAUUCAGAAAAGACCAAGGUGUCCUUGGCACCUGGGGAAAAGUAGGGGCAGCCAGCCUGAGCCCUCGUGCCUGGAGAGGAGGCAGGAGCAGAGCAAUUAAAGGAUUUUCUCUAUGGCAA